AUGGCCCGAUCGCCCUACUCGACGCUGGGCCUGAAGGAGGGCGCCACGCACCAGGAGAUCCGACGCGCCUACAAGCGGCUCGCGCUCGAAUGCCACCCGGAUAAGAAUCCCGGGAUCGACGAGGAGAGAUUCAGGGAGAUCUACCGGGCCCAAGCCUACCUCCUACAGAGAUUGAGCUUCGCGGAGACAGGGGCGACGCGGAACGUGAACGCGGCGGCGCACGAGCGAAAACUGAAGGAAGCGGCGGACGCCGCUUUCCGGAAUUACGACGCGACCAUGAGCCGGUUGACCGGACCCCGUCUCGUCGGCGAACGGGAUCUCAUCGACGGCGACAGGAAACUCCGGAAGGAAGCGAUGAAAACUCUGGAGAAGAUUGGAUCGCGGUGGCCGCGACUGCUCGACAGAUUCAAGGACGAGUUGGAAUGCCGCAUGCAAGCCCAGUACUCGCAAUACGCUCGAGAGAGGGCAGCCCGAGAAAAGGCGCUGGAAAAGGAUCUGGACCGCUUUGUGGCCUCGGUCGCCAGGCGAUACGACGCCCACCUGCGCCGAUCGCGGACGGGGAUCCCCGUCGCCGCGCAGGACCCGAGGACGAGACACGCCAGGUACCGCAAGGUCGCCCUCGCGGAAUUCCGACGGGCGGCGUCGCAGUGGCCCCACCUCUCGAGUCCGUUCCAAGAGAAACUGAAAAAGCUUCUCGAUCACGCGUUCGAGAAGAACGCGAGAGCCGUCAUUUUGGAAGCCGCCUUCAGGCGAUACGAGGACCGGAUGAGCCAAUUGACCGGGGGUCAUCUCAUCCUCCAGCAGAACCUCAUUGCCGUGGAGAAAAUGCUCCGGGAGGAAGCCCUCGACUCCCUCAAACAGAAGAGACCGACCUGGCUGGAACUUCCGAAGAAACUCACGGAUGACCUAGAAAAACGCAUGCAAACCCGGUGCGAGGAUUUCGUGCUCGAGCGGAACGCGAGGGAGCGAGCAGCGGAAGCGGAUCUGACGGCCGCAGUGGCCUCGGCCGUCGGCGAUUACGACGCCCGGAUGCGCCGAUCGAGCGAAGGAGCCCUCGUCACCGGACGGGAGCUGGCGGAGAGACACGAGGAACACCGCAAGCUGGCUCUAAAAGCUUUCUCGGAGGAAGAAUCGCGAUGGCCCUUCAUCUCGAAGCGAUUCAGGGACCAACUCGAAGAAGUAGCAACCACUUUACCUCCCCGCGAUUUCUCCCUCGUGCCGACGAUCGCUCCCUUCCUCUCCCGGCAGCGCUUGGAAGCCCGUUACGAGGUCCACGUGCGAGAAAGGGACGCGAGAGAGGACGCUGUGGACGCAAACCUCCGCGAGGCCGUGGUCGCUUCCGCCUGUCGAUACGACGCCCGGAUGACCCGACUGGGUCGGGGAGUCUGGAUCGGCGAGCGGGAAUUCGCGAAAAAUCAUAAAGAAUGCCGCGAGGAAGCGCAUGCAGCUUUCUUGGUGGACGAGUCACGAUGGUUGCAUCUCUCCAAGAAGUUCCAGAACGAGUUGGAUCGGCUCAUAGGCGAGGCGUACGACAGGCACAAGAGAAACCGAGACGCGAAAGGGAGAAGAGCGGAAGAAGAACUGACGGAAGCUCUCGCAUCUGCCGUCGAGCGGCACCGGGGCCAGCUGACGCCAUUCCUAGAAGGACCCUCGCUGAUCGGCUGGCAAGAGCUGAGGACCCGACACUUGUCGUGUUUCCAGCAAGCCCUUGGAGCCUUCUCGCAGGGAACUCGGGGGUAUCCCUACCUCUCCAGGAUAUACCGGACCAGGCUGAAGCAGAUCUUGCACAGCAAAUAUGAAGAAUACAAGGAAAGACGCUCAACUGCGGAGGAAGAAGCGGAGUUCCAGCUGGAAAAGGCCUGCAGCAGCGCCGCCGAGGAAUACAAGCGAAGAAGGACCCGCUUCUACGGAGCGGCGGCGGUGGACUGGAGGGCGCUGCUCGCGGAUCACCAGGACCAGGCGAGAGCGUCGCUGGACGCCUUCCGCUCUCUCGCCCGCGGUCAGGCUCCGUGGAUCGCGAAGGAAUACGAGGUCGUCUUGGCGAAGACCCUCGACACCUGGCACGAUGAACUGGAGGAUCGCAUGGCACGGGAGCGGACGAAGAGAAAGAAGAGAUCUCUCAUCACUCUCCCCGUGACGAUCCUCUUGGCAACAGCAGCCGCAAACGCACUAACGAAUGAGCUGAGACUGGAACGGUGGUCGAUGGAUGAAGUGGGAUAUGGAGAUGUCCGCUCCGGACAUCCCUGA
Darwinula stevensoni is the source of this 2247-nucleotide messenger RNA. NCBI's taxonomy places the organism in Eukaryota, Metazoa, Arthropoda, Ostracoda, Podocopida, Darwinulidae. The record is from the annotation of a GenBank genome assembly.